Messenger RNA from Lotus japonicus, 2292 nucleotides. RefSeq lists its product as uncharacterized. Bases 1084 to 2067 code for a protein of 327 amino acids. Lineage: Eukaryota; Viridiplantae; Streptophyta; Magnoliopsida; Fabales; Fabaceae. The transcript is spliced from 10 exons. The record is from RefSeq and is a predicted model, not a curated record.
GCAAGGAUUCCACACAACCUACCCCAUAAUUUCCGGUUACAGGCAUCCUUCUUCUUCUUCUACCUAUUCGUCGUCCUUCUGCAGCUACAGAGCCUCUAUCUAUGCACUUUGUUAGCCUUUGUUAUCUUCUUCGACAGCUGUCAUACGUUAUGUUCUUAUCUUUUGAGAUGUUUUUUCUGCCAUUGCUAUGUCCUAUUAAGCUAUGGAGGAUGACUAUUAUCUAUUUCCCCUUCUCAAUUUUCAUUAACUAUGGUACUUUUGACAACUAUUGCUUUCACGGGCAGCUAUGGCUAUCUGAUGCCCUAAGUCUAUUAUAGCUGAAAUCAUUUCAAUUCGAAAAUUUGGUUGUGGAACUGUGAGCUCCUUGCUAUAAAUUGGACCCUUAUGGUCUGAGAUGUCCAUAAGUUGUUUCACUAUGUUUUUCUUACUUCAUUCUCCCGCUCCUAUUUUGGUUUUAGGUGAUCAAUUUUCCCCAAUUUUGAUCGGAGACAUGGGUGUUCAUGUUAAUCCAAUCAAGAGUCUAUGCCCUGGGAAAAAUUUCUUCAAAAUUAGGACUAGAGUUAUCCGGAUGUGGGAAGUAUCCCCUGUGAAUGAUCCCUUGAGUCCCUUUGCCCUGCACAUUGUUCUUAUUGAUGAUGAGGGUAAAAAAAUUGAAGCAAUUGCGCGCAAGCCAUUCAUGUCUAAAUUCAGGAACGAGCUAUGCGAAGGCAAAGUUUACAGGAUAUGGUACUUCUCUGUUUUGUCCAACAGUGGCAAUUUCAUGGCUUCUGAUCAUGAGUACAAGCUUAUUUUCAAUGAAAGAACUAAGGUGGUGCUCGAAGAAGCCCCUGGCAUACCAUUGAAUGUGUAUUCCUUCAAGAAUACAGAUGAAAUAUUAGCUACUGGUGGUGAUUAUGAUUUUCUGAUUGAUGUGAUUGGAUUAGUCACCAAUGUAUCAAGGGAGAAGCAAUAUGCCAAGGCUGGGAAGGUUACUAGAAUGAUAGAGCUGGAGCUUACAGAUGAUAAAGGGGCAAGAUUAACUGUGCUUUAUUUGGAAACUAUGUUGAUGUUGUAAAACAUUAUGUUGCUACCGAUGGUCUGCGUAUGCCUGUUGUGGUUCUUCAAUUUGCGAAGAUUAAGACAUUCAAGGGUGAUGUUGUAAUUCAGAAUGUUAUGAAUGCAACUAUUCUACUCUGGAAUCCAGAUACAGCUGAGGCUGUUUGCUUCCGCGAUGGUUUGGCUCUUCAUGGAAUUGAUGGUGAUAUGCCUCUAGCUGAAAUUGAUGAUGAUGAUGAUGAGGUACGAGUGAUCACUCUAGAGGAAGAGUUUUUAAGGCUGUAUCCUAGGAAAAACAUCAGUGAACUUAAUGACACUACUGAGGAUGGAAUUUUCAUUGUGAUGGCAAAAAUCUGUGGUCUGGUUGAAGGGGACAAAUGGUGGUAUUCUGCAUGUAGUUGUCACAAGGCAGUAACAGUUGAAGAUGGAUUGUUUCACUGUGCUGGCUGUUCCAAGUUUGUUCUAAGUGUGACUCCUAGAUUUAGAAUCAAGUUAGAAGUUGGUGAUGGUAGUGGUUCCGGUGUAUUUGUUGUUUUUGACACUGAUUGCCAAGAACUGCUGAACAAAACCUGCAAGGAACUCACCAUGGCUUCCAAACUGAAUGGCAAGUCUUCAAAUGAUUAUCCAAAUGAGAUCAAGUCUAUCAUUGGCAGACAGAUGUUAUUUAAAGUUCAAAAGUCAGGUGACCAUGGCUCUACAUUUGAUGAUUCAUACAAAGUUAAGAAGAUAUGUACUGAUAUUGAUGUGGUUGAGACUUUUAAAGAUAAUUCCAAAGUUCAAACUCCCACUAAGAUGAUCAGCAGCCCCAAAUUCCCUAAAGUGUCUGGUGGUGACCCAAGCAACAGUGGAGAUUAUUCUGCAAACCAAUCUGAAAUUGGCCCCAAUGUUGAGUCACUUGAUGAAAUUUCUCCAGGCGAUGGAUCCGGUAUCUGUUCUUCUGUCCAGAGUGUUGGCAGUGAUGGUAGUUUUAACAAACCUGCUAAGAGAAUGAGGCUCAGAUCUAUCAAGUUGGAGAAAGAUUAUGAGCUUUAGUUUGGAGGAGCAGGACAUUAUGCUUAAAGGAUUACAACAAUGUGCUUAAUUGGAGUCUUUUUGUAAUAUUUGCAUUAGAGGAUUAUUGCCUUAUUUGUACCCUUAAUAUCCUUUUAGUAUGGAUUUGUGUUAGUUAAGAACUUAUAUUGUGUUUUGGAAGGUUAAUGGUUACAUUCUCCUAUGUUAUUCUAUCUGAUGAAUUAUAUUUAAUAUAUUUUGGCUAAA